UGAAUGAUGAAUGAUGAAUGAUGAGACGCUUCUGGGGUGACAUCCAUACAUGACCAUGUCACAAUGUCACGAUGUCACCAUUUCACGAAAGUGAUCAGCAUCAGCAGCACCAUCAACAUUUGUUGUGUUCUCUCAUGGGCUGUCCUCACGCCUGCCACUCAAGGUCACAGACCCAGUUCUUCCUUUCUGCUUUUCCCUUUUUGGUCCUCACAUGUGUUACAUUCCACGCUUGUCUGUGGUGUUCUUGUCCAACACUUUCACGUGUGCCAGCUGUGUUGCGGUUUCCGUGCAUGUGUGUGUGUGUGUUCUGCUCAUUCGUAGCUUGCUUGCUUGCUUGCUGCUUUUCUUCGCAUAUUCGACUGUGCUUCUUCAGUGUUUUCAUUUCGUGCCUUACCCAACCUUGCCCCCCGCUGUUACCUGCUGCCCCAUGAAACGCCCAUGAAACAAACACAAAUCCGCA
Molecule: messenger RNA, 460 nt
Organism: Salpingoeca rosetta
Lineage: Eukaryota; Choanoflagellata; Craspedida; Salpingoecidae
Exons: 1
Coding region: 72-431 (119 amino acids)
Source: RefSeq, a predicted model, not a curated record